ACAUUCACUCCAUUCCGGCUCUUAUCCCCGUUUCCCUUCGAGCGCACGCGGAACGAAGCCUCAAAUCGGCGGCGUGGCCAUGGAUCCGACGAGCCUCCGAGCUCUGAAUCUCCGACCAUCCACGGCGUACUUCCGUUCCCGAGCUCCAGGACCUAUUUUUCGACGAUUCAGUCCCUCUUCUCUCCGUUUCUCCUCUUCGCUGGCUUUUUUUCGACCCUUUUCGCGCUUUCAUUCCGAUUUCGGUUUAGCAGUGGAUAGUAGCGAGAUGGGAGAUUGUAAUUCCAGUGGUGGACGCGUUCCCGAUGCUUUGCAUCAGAAAUUUCUUCAAGUUGUAUUAGUUUCCCCUCAGAUUCCUGGAAAUACUGGCACCAUUGCAAGAACUUGUGCAGCAUCAGCUGUUGGUCUUCAUCUUAUUGAACCAUUAGGAUACUCAGUGGAUGAUACCAAAUUGAAACGAGCUGGACUGGAUUACUGGCCAUAUGUGGUUGUUAAGAUCCAUGGCUCAUGGGCGGAAUUCAUGGACUAUUUUAGGCAACAGGAUGGAGAAAAAAGAUUACUAGCAUUUACCAAGAGAGGCACACAAAUUCAUUCAGAUUUCUCAUACAAGCAAGGAGAUUGGCUGGUAUUUGGUUCUGAAACUAGUGGGCUACCAGGAGAAGCUCUGAUUGAUUGCAGUAAUGGACAAUUCAGCGGUGGAACCAUUCGUAUUCCAAUGGUGGAAACAUACGUGCGCUGUCUCAAUCUCUCUGUCAGUGUUGGUAUAGCCCUAUACGAAGCAGCAAGACAACUAAACUAUGAACAAAUGCAACUCCACACCAAGAUCAGUGCUGACAGUGGACGACUCUUCAGUAGUGAAGACAUUUUCAGCUAGCUUAUUUACAAGGCAUUCAUUAUCUUCCCAUACUCAGUCAAGCCAGAGAUGUUACAGUCCCUCUUCAAUGCAGGAUGCAUUUCGAGGCAAGAUGAUUCAUGUUACUAAAGCAGUCUGUUUUAAGAGGAAUCAAGAUGCUAUUUAUUCUAUCCAGCAUAUUCCUUCCUUAUUUGAUUUGAUGUCUUGACUUCUCUGACCAUCAACCUUCCACCUGGGCAGCAAGCUUGUGACUAAUUCCUUCUGCUGUAAUUUUCUGGUGAAUCAAUUUGAUAUCUGUCAGGCAGGACCCUGCAAGAGUAUAUAUACUUGCAACAAUCUUGAAUUUACAAGGGUGUUAAAGAAGCAAGAGAUCAUCAAAGCAAGCAAAAACUUUUCCACAUGGUAGAAUGUGAAAUCAAUGACACUAGAAGGGAGGUGAGAUGAAAGAGACAACUUAGGAAAUGCUCAAGACUAAUAGGGAACAAGGCUAGCUGUUUUGAUGGAAUUUUAGUUAAAUUGUUUUCCAUGGACCAUGCUUGACCCCAUCUCAAGGUCCUCCCCCUCUAUCUCAGACAAUAGUGGCUGACCUAGACUUUGAGCUUAGAAGAGAGAGGGUAUGGACAUAAGCAUUGUUUGCAUGGAGUUCUGAUUCUUUGUUAACUGGUUUUGAUGGACAAAGUCUUUGAAUCAAAUGUCUAUAUUAAAAUUUUUAAUAUGAUAUAAUAUGAAAUAACCUUUGUUAAUAUGUGUAUAUUUUUAAAAUAAUUUAUGAGAUAUUUAUGGAGAAGAGAAGAGGGCUGAGGGCCCCCAACAAGGUAGCAUUGGUGUUGAUGAUAGUUUGGCUAAUGGAUGAGAAGAAGACUUGGUAUUCAAAAGACUUAAAGACAGAAGAUGGUAGGGGACAAGGCUUGCCCACAAUGUUGGAGUGGCUUC
Molecule: messenger RNA, 1783 nt
Organism: Dioscorea cayenensis subsp. rotundata (Guinea yam)
Lineage: Eukaryota; Viridiplantae; Streptophyta; Magnoliopsida; Dioscoreales; Dioscoreaceae
Product: putative tRNA (cytidine(34)-2'-O)-methyltransferase
Exons: 9
Coding region: 80-871 (263 amino acids)
Biological process (GO): wobble position cytosine ribose methylation; wobble position uridine ribose methylation
Molecular function (GO): RNA methyltransferase activity; RNA binding
Source: RefSeq, a predicted model, not a curated record